Prorocentrum cordatum is the source of this 501-nucleotide messenger RNA. The record is from the annotation of a GenBank genome assembly. Lineage: Eukaryota; Dinophyceae; Prorocentrales; Prorocentraceae.
AUGAGGAGGGGCCUUCCCUCUUCGGCUCACCCUCCCUCUUCCUGGCCUCCCCCUCUUCGCUACACCCGAGAGGUCGACCCCCGGAUCCACAUGGCGUUGAAUUGCGGCGCCCGCGGCUGCCCAGCCGUGUCUGUUUAUUCGAGCGAGGAGGCGAGCCUCGACGCCGAGCUGGACCAAGCGGUGGCCGCCUUCGUCGCCGACGACGGCAAUGUGCGCGUGUCCAGGAGCUCAGGCGGGCGGGUGGAGGUAGCGUGCACGGAGCUGUUCAAGAUGUACCUGAGUGAUUUCAUCGGCACCGGAGUGAAGCCUGGCAGCAGGCAGAGCUGGGUGGCGAUCGUCGAGUGGAUCCUGAGGUAUGCACAGGGCCCCAAACGCGAGCUCCUGACCGCCUCCAUCGCGCAGGGCGGUGAGAAGGCAAAGUUCGAGUGGCUGCCCUACGACUGGCGUACCAACGGCCCGGACCUCCCUCAGAAGGGCGAAAUCUGGACGCCGACUUGGUGA